AUGACUGUCAUGUGUCUGUGGGAAUACUCGGAGGCGCAACACGUCGCGCGAGAGAUAUGCCUCCCACCUAUGCUGGAAGUGUAUAUCGCACUCACUUUGGCACCCGUUGAAGAGGAGGUCAAGGAGAAUGAUACUGAUCGUUGCGGCUUCUACUUCAUCCCGCACGUGGCGCUACGCCGAUGGAUCGCGCAGUUCCAGGAUUUCUUUGUCAACAGCUUCGACAUUCAAUGGGAUUCGCAGUCGUACGCCGCCAACAAGGACGCGCACCCAGAUCUCGACUACACGCUGUUGGAGUCAUCCACGAAGACGCAGAACCACAGUGAGUCCCUGGGGCCAUUUCCGUACGCUAAAAUCGUCCAGCAUUUCCAGUAA
This is a messenger RNA of Phytophthora infestans T30-4, 372 nucleotides long. RefSeq lists its product as uncharacterized. The coding region runs from base 1 to 372 and encodes 123 amino acids. The record is from RefSeq and is a predicted model, not a curated record. NCBI's taxonomy places the organism in Eukaryota, Oomycota, Peronosporomycetes, Peronosporales, Peronosporaceae. The transcript has a single exon.